CAAGUCGAGACGUCAGUCACGUAGUCAGUCAGAGUCACGUACGUUUUGGAUAAUUUUACUAGUGUGCGUUAACGAGUCUUGUUGUGAUAUGUUACUACUUCAAAACGUGUGCGUAAAUACUCAAGAGUACGACCAGUUCCUUCGGCAAAGAAAAUCAGAUUUACUACAUUUACUGAUUUGAAUAUAAAUACUUGUAACAAAUUAGAUCUUUGUAAAAAUAUAGUGUUUGAAAUUCAUUUUGCUUUUCAAUUCGUACGAGUUAACUGUGUACUUAACGAACAUACAAAGAUAAACUGUAUGUAGUGUACGUUCAGUGGUGUUGCACUUUGUUUAUUUAUAGACAGUCGCAAUUUGCAGUCAUGUAAUUAUUUUGGGGUUCCUAAAAUGUCUCAAAAGGAUACAGCGAUACAUCUUGUGGCGGGCGGGGUGGCAGGUACAGCAGGUGCAGUAGUAACAUGUCCAUUAGAAGUAGUAAAAACAAGACUCCAAUCUUCAAAGGGAGUAGGAAUACCUCCUACACAGCCUCCACCUUCUGAUAACACUGCUAAUAACAGAAAAAUAUGUUCCAAGAUACCUAAACAUCAGGAGGCCAAAUGGGGCUACAGACGUACAAUGGGUGCGAUGUUCGCAUACAGCAAGCAAGCAGAUCGUAUGCUGAUGUCGUACAAUUGUCAGGUACAGCAGUACGCGAGGGCUGGACACGCCAGGACACCGUCCAGAAUGAGCCUCAUACAAUGCAUCAGACACAUUGUGCAGACCGAAGGACCAAAAGCGCUGUUCAAAGGCUUGGGACCGAACAUUGUUGGAGUGGCACCUUCUAGGGCCAUAUAUUUCUGCACGUAUUCACAAGCUAAAGCUAUUUUGAAUCAGAAUAUACCACCUGACACACCGAUCGUUCAUCUGUCGGCUGCGAGUGCAGCAGGUUUUGUCUCGUGCACGAUGACCAAUCCGAUUUGGUUUGUUAAAACUCGAUUACAAUUGGACGGACAACACGUGACAGCCCUACAGUGCAUCAAACGGAUAUACGCUAAAUCGGGCAUUCGUGGUUUUUACAAAGGCAUAACCGCUUCGUAUAUGGGUAUAAGCGAGACCGUUGUCCAUUUCGUACUAUACGAAGGCGUGAAAGCGCGACUGAUAGCCGCCCGGAGCGUGGACGGGGUGGCCAGCGACCAGAGAUCCCCGCGUGACUUCAUAGAGUUCAUGGGAGCCGGUGCCUUCUCGAAGACCGUCGCUUCGUGCAUUGCUUAUCCACACGAGGUAGCAAGAACGCGAUUGAGAGAAGAAGGUGAUAAGUAUCGGAAAUUCUGGCAAACUCUUCAUACAGUGUGGAUGGAAGAAGGAUACCGUGGAGUCUACAGGGGUCUGGGAACGCAGCUAGUGAGGCAGAUACCGAACACCGCCAUCAUGAUGUCCACGUACGAGGCCGUCGUGUACCUCCUGACAACUCACUUCAACAACUCGUUCUACGAGAACACUUAGCUCCAAACGAAUGAACGAAUAUGAAAUGUUCGAUUAUUAAAAAAAAAAAAGAAUGAAGACGCCAAGUCGUUUACGUCCGUACUGUAAGUCUGUCAGAUAGGUGCUGAUUGUAAGUUAGUGAAGCCGACGAGAGGAGAGUAGAUUUUUUUGUUUCCCUCUUAUAAUAUUGCUAUAUUAGGUAUUGUGCCUGUUGAUUUUUAAUAUUGUUAUGAGAUCAUGUCCGUAUCGAUAGUCGUUAUUAAGUUUUAAAGAAGCCACUUGAAAUUCUGUUUUUUUUUUUGUUGUUUUGAAAUAAUGAGAGAUUUUUCGAAAUUUCUCCUUAUGUUAGAUUCGAAUAUGAAAUUAGGGAUACACUGUAAUUAUUAUUUUGAUCUUCGACAGCCUACAGUCUGUCGGUUACGUGAUCAAUGGUUCCAUAAAGGAUGUUUUGGAAUUAAUUUCCUGAAUAAUCCGCCUAAAUGAACGCCAAUUCCGUAUGUAGUCAUAGUUUCUAGUCUCCAUCAAAUGUGUCCAUUUGUCAAUCAAUACAUUCUAAUUGAAAUGAGAUGAAAACUGAAACCUGUAAGCACAAAAACAAAAGCACAAUGUUACAAAAAAAAAUGGCUUAACAUUUUAAACAAAUAUUUUGUGUUUAUUAAAAAAAAAACAUAAUGUUUUAAAUUUGC
Bombyx mandarina (wild silkworm) is the source of this 2144-nucleotide messenger RNA. RefSeq names its product replication in mitochondria 2 (gene Rim2). Lineage: Eukaryota; Metazoa; Arthropoda; Insecta; Lepidoptera; Bombycidae. Gene Ontology annotation, molecular function: pyrimidine nucleotide transmembrane transporter activity. Gene Ontology annotation, biological process: pyrimidine nucleotide import into mitochondrion. Gene Ontology annotation, cellular component: mitochondrion. The record is from RefSeq and is a predicted model, not a curated record.